Cuscuta epithymum is the source of this 372-nucleotide messenger RNA. Lineage: Eukaryota; Viridiplantae; Streptophyta; Magnoliopsida; Solanales; Convolvulaceae. The record is from the annotation of a GenBank genome assembly.
CACGAGUGAAGGAGAUUGCGGCAAAGCUCAAGACUCAGGCCGAACAGAUUAUACUAACUCAAGGGGAGGGGGCAACCAUAAACAAAAAUGAACUCUAUUUGCAAAUCGUGCAACCCAAUCGAGGCCGUCUAAUGGGUAUGGGCUUCCUCGCCCCGGAUCUGUUGAAUAAGGGUUCUUUCAAGCGUAGUCAUAGUCCCUCUACACGAGACGAUGAGUGCAUCACAAAAGAGGAGGCUAAGAAAUUAAGGGCUGAGAUCAAAGAGUUUAGACAAAUGUUCCAAAUGCAUGGGAGCACUAUGGGGGCUGCAACUAUGUUCCCACCUCAAAUGUUUGGGUAUGGGCAGCCCACUCCAGGUUUUCAACAAGGUUUUC